AUGGGAAGAACUUCCUUGAGUAAUUUAGAUAAAUUGGUUAGGAGCGCCAAAUUAUAUAAAAAUUCAUGGAAUAACACAAUCAACUCUGCCAAGUUAUCAAUCUUUGGCCAUAACACUGGUUUUGUUGGGGACGAGGAGUGGCUUAAACCCUUGCAAGGUCCCAGUAGAUGUAGGUGGUACUGGCCUAGCAAGUAUUUGCACAUGGACUUCACCCUCCGCCAUUAUAUUGCUAUGCAGAUAUCACGGUUUAAAAGGAAACAAGACGACCCUGCUAUCUUAGACUUGUGGAAUACGGUUACUAAAUUUAGUUCUAACAAGGAUUCCAUAAAAUCCUUCCUAGAAUCUGUUGAUUCCUACACAUUCUCAGACUCAAUUACAAUUCAAGAUACAUUCUGUUUAUAUUAUUUAAUUUUCAGAGAAUCUCCUCUAACUUUCCAUGUUGAUAAGUGUUUCACUUCAAAGUUUGAAAAUCCCAAAUAUUUUCCCUUUAUAAAAUAUACUUUGAAGGCUUUGGAAGAAAAUUUUUCACCCAAGAAGGACAUAAAAGUGGAUGUGCAGCUUAGGAAUAGGCUAAGAUUACUACUACAAGAGGACCCUUCCCUGGUCAAAUGUUUUAAGACUAGAAAUAGAUUUGUUGAUACUUUAUAUUUGAGGAGGAGGAACUACUAUUUGGAUAAAGUUUCUCGAAAGAAAAAGAUUAGUGAGAUAAAGCAAAAAUACAAAAGUCACUUCUUGACCCAUCCCGACGAGAAGUCAAUUUGGCCUGACAGUAAGGGAAUACACCAGCAUAAGUGGCCCAGUAUAUAG
Theileria parva strain Muguga is the source of this 807-nucleotide messenger RNA. RefSeq lists its product as uncharacterized. The coding region runs from base 1 to 807 and encodes 268 amino acids. The record is from RefSeq and is a predicted model, not a curated record. The transcript has 3 exons. NCBI's taxonomy places the organism in Eukaryota, Apicomplexa, Aconoidasida, Piroplasmida, Theileriidae.